This is a messenger RNA of Hibiscus syriacus, 1498 nucleotides long. Its product is annotated as protein ASPARTIC PROTEASE IN GUARD CELL 2-like. The transcript has a single exon. Gene Ontology annotation, molecular function: aspartic-type endopeptidase activity. Gene Ontology annotation, biological process: proteolysis. The coding region runs from base 19 to 1494 and encodes 491 amino acids. Lineage: Eukaryota; Viridiplantae; Streptophyta; Magnoliopsida; Malvales; Malvaceae. The record is from RefSeq and is a predicted model, not a curated record.
AAAAGCCCCACCUCCAUCAUGUCACCAGCUUCACCCGCAAUCUUAACGGUCCUGGCGGCGGUGCAACAAUUAACUCUAUGUAGCAUCGGCGUCGCUGCCGCUACCUCUUACCUCGAUUUUCAUCUUUUGAACGUCAAUCAAACUCUUAUGGGGACCAAAACGUUUAAGUUUAAGCCUCUCGAAACAUCUGAAUUUCAUCAUCUUUCCAACGUUAGCGGAAGUGAUGAUCAUCGGGGGGAAUGGGAACUGAAACUUGUCCAUCGAGACAAGUUAUCUUCCGGCGUUAACUCUACUUUUCAUCACGACCAUGGCCGUCGUUUUGAUGCACGUAUGAAAAGAGACGUGAAAAGGGUGGCGAGCCUCCUCCGCCGUCUCCCAGGCGGCGGAACACACGACGGUGACGAUGCUUACGAGUUGAACGAUUUUGGGUCGGAUGUCAUUUCGGGAAUGGCUCAAGGAAGUGGUGAGUAUUUCGUCAGGAUAGGGGUUGGCAGUCCACCGAGGAGUCAGUACAUGGUUAUUGAUUCGGGUAGUGAUAUCGUUUGGGUUCAGUGUCAGCCUUGUAACCAAUGCUAUCGACAAUCCGACCCGGUUUUCAACCCGGCUGAUUCCGCUUCUUUCGCUGGAGUCUCUUGUAGCUCCUCCGUUUGUGACCGGCUUCAGAAUUCGGGUUGCAAUGCGGGUCGGUCCUGCCGGUAUGAAGUUUCGUAUGGUGAUGGAUCUUAUACAAAAGGGACCCUGGCGCUUGAAACGCUCACUUUUGGUCGAACCGUGGUUAAAAACGUGGCUAUCGGAUGCGGUCAUAUUAACCGGGGCAUGUUCAUCGGGGCAGCCGGAUUGUUGGGCCUUGGAGGUGGAUCCAUGUCACUCGUGGGUCAAUUGGGUGGUCAAACGGGUGGUGCAUUUAGCUACUGUUUAGUGAGUCGGGGCACCGAUGCAUCCGGGUCAUUGGUAUUCGGUCGUGGAGCGAUGCCCGUCGGGGCUUCAUGGGUCCCUUUACUACGUAACUCACGGGCCCCGAGUUUUUACUAUGUCGGGCUUUCGGGUGUUGGAGUAGGAGGUAUUCGAGUUCCCAUACCUGAACAAAUUUUUCGACUUAACGAAUUAGGGUACGGUGGAGUUGUUAUGGACACCGGUACCGCGGUGACAAGAUUCCCCGCUUCGGCUUACAAUGCCUUCCGUAAUGCUUUUAUCUCACAAACGUCUAACCUUCCCCGUGCCACGGGAGUGUCCAUAUUCGAUACAUGUUAUAACCUAUCAGGUUUUGUCUCGGUUCGAGUUCCGACAAUAUCAUUCUAUUUCUCAAGCGGACCAACCUUAACCCUACCCGCAAGGAACUUUCUUAUCCCCGUUGACGAUAUGGGAACAUUCUGUUUUGCAUUUGCCUCCUCCGAUUCAGGAAUUUCAAUAAUAGGUAACAUCCAGCAAGAGGGGAUCCAAAUUUCGUUUGAUGGAGCCAAUGGGUUCGUAGGGUUUGGCCCCAAUGUUUGUUGAGUCA